Molecule: messenger RNA, 1983 nt
Organism: Trichoplax adhaerens
Lineage: Eukaryota; Metazoa; Placozoa; Uniplacotomia; Trichoplacea; Trichoplacidae
Exons: 21
Coding region: 1-1983 (660 amino acids)
Biological process (GO): protein localization to membrane
Cellular component (GO): membrane
Source: RefSeq, a predicted model, not a curated record
AUGUCAUGGCGAUUGUCUUCGCUUCUUAGUAUCAUCGUACUAUUGCAACUUUCAAGCAGUCUCCAUGCUUUCUAUCUACCAGGAAUUGCUCCAGUCUCUUAUUGUAAAAUUGGAACGGAAGUCGAAUCCUGCCGUUCUGACAUUCCCAUUAUGGUGAACCGAUUGGAUAGUUCAGAAUCUGUAAUACCUUAUGAAUAUUCAUCGUUCGAUUUCUGUAGUAGCAAUAUAACAACUUCUCCUGUUGAAAAUUUAGGACAGGUAUUAUUUGGUGAACGUAUUCGGCCUUCGCCUUACAACAUCAAUUUCAAAGAAAAUAUCACAUGUUCUAAAGUGUGUACCAAAGAGUAUAAUCCUAAGAACAAUCAAGACGCAGCCAAGUUAAAUAUGCUAAGAAAAGGAAUCACUAAAAAUUAUCAGAAUCACUGGAUUAUAGAUAAUAUGCCCGUUACUUGGUGCUAUCCUGUGGAAGGUAAUAAAAGAUACUGUUCAAUUGGAUUUCCUAUCGGGUGCUAUGUUGACCAUGACGGUGCUAGGAAAAAAGCCUGCGUUCUAUCAGAAAAAUUUUAUGGCAAAAACCAGUAUUUCAUCUUUAAUCAUAUCGAUAUACGAAUUACUUAUAACGAUGGCGACCAACAGGAAAGUUCUGACGGGAAGAAGCUUAAACCAAAUGGAGCUCGUCUACUGUCUGCAAAAGUUCAGCUACGAAGUAUUGACCAUAAACCAGGAAAAAUUGAUUGUAAUAAUAAAAAUCCCUGGAGCUUUCGUGAAGAGUCAAAGGAUCGAAUCAGCCUAGUCUAUACAUAUUCCGUGUCAUUUCACAGAGAUAAUAGCAAGAUGUGGGCCUCACGAUGGGAUUACAUUCUAGAUUCUAUGCCCCAUUCGAAUAUUCAGUGGUUCAGUAUUAUCAACUCUGUGGUUAUCGUUCUCUUCCUUUCUGGUAUGGUUGCUAUGGUGUUGUUACGAACGCUACAUAAAGAUAUUGCUCGUUAUAAUCAGUUGGAUUCAUUGGAAGAUGCACAAGAAGAAUUUGGUUGGAAAUUAGUUCACGGCGAUGUCUUUAGACCUCCUAAAAGAGGAAUGUUGCUGUCGGUUUUAGUUGGCACUGGAUCACAAACUUUUAUAAUGACCGUGGUAACAUUGUUUUUUGCAUGCUUGGGAUUUUUAUCUCCUGCUAACCGUGGUGGACUCAUGACUUGCGCUACGGUUUUGUACGUCUGUUUGGGAUGUUGUGCAGGAUAUAUUUCAGCUAGGAUCUACAAAGCAAUUGGUGGAGAAAAAUGGAAAACUAACGUAAUCAUGACUGCCUUUUUCAUACCUGGUGUUUGCUUUGCAAUCUUCUUCCUAUUGAACCUAGUGAUGUGGGCAAGGCGAUCAUCUGCAGCUGUUCCCUUUGGCACUUUAAUAGCCUUAAUUGCUUUAUGGUUUGGUGUUUCAACACCGCUGACUUUUGUAGGAGCAUUCUUUGGUUUUAGGAAAAAGACUAUCGAAAAUCCUGUCAGAACAAAUCAAAUACCUAGACAAAUACCUGAGCAACCAUUUUUCACUAGACCAUUACCGUGCAUUCUCAUGGGAGGAAUCUUACCAUUUGGAUGUAUCUUUAUUCAAAUGUUUUUCAUUAUGAAUAGCUUAUGGUCACAUCAAAUAUAUUACAUGUUUGGUUUUCUCUUCUUGGUAUUUUCUAUUUUGAUUGUAACAUGCGCCGAGACAACAAUUCUAUUGUGCUACUUCCAUCUUUGUUCAGAGGACUAUCAUUGGUGGUGGCGAUCAUUUCUAACAAGUGGUAGUACAGCUAUCUAUCUAUUCAUUUAUUCAAUACACUUCUUUAUUUCAAAUUUAUCUAUUACUGGUGGUGCAAGUACUUUCCUCUUUUUUGGUUAUACCAUACUCAUGACGCUGCUGUUCUUCCUCUUAACUGGUACCGUUGGCUUCUUAUCGUGUUACACAUUUGUUAGAAAGAUCUACUCCGUAGUGAAAGUAGAUUAA